This is a messenger RNA of Xiphias gladius (swordfish), 3388 nucleotides long. Its product is annotated as solute carrier family 35 member F5-like. Lineage: Eukaryota; Metazoa; Chordata; Actinopteri; Istiophoriformes; Xiphiidae. The record is from RefSeq and is a predicted model, not a curated record. Gene Ontology annotation, biological process: regulation of peptide transport. The transcript has 16 exons. The coding region runs from base 266 to 1717 and encodes 483 amino acids.
GCGGGGUGUGCUAAUGUUUACAACCAUUGGGCUGUCAAUAGUAUAACGUAAAAACUGAUUGAAUUUACCGAUAUUUGCAGAUUAUAUGAAAGGACAAGUGAAUAAUAAACGCAAACUAAAUGAGCCCUCCUCGCAUUCAGGAUUUUGUUAACUGACAACCCUCCCUCCGCGUGUCCCUGACUGUGUACAGUGAAUCCCAGCUUGCAUCUGGAAAGCCCACGGAUAACAUUUCAGAGUGUAACUUUUGUGGGUAAACAGUGUCCCGAUGGAAUGGGUAUUCAUCAUGAAUCGGAUGAGCUCUCAGGGUAGCUCUGCAAGCCAGCGGAGGCGGAUGGCCCUGGGGGUGGUGAUACUCCUGCUCGUGGAUGUCAUCUGGGUAGCCUCCUCUGAGCUAACCUCAUACAUUUUCAAGCGACAGGAGUACAACAAACCCUUCUUCAGCACAUUCACCAAGACCUCCAUGUUUGUGCUGUAUUUGCUGGGUUUCCUGCUGUGGCGGCCCUGGCGGCAGCAGUGCACUGGCACUCUGAAGCGCCGGCACUCUGCAUUUUUUGCUGAUGCUGACGCUUACUUAGCACCCUGCACCCCUGACAUCACUGUGAACAACUGUUUGAGUGAACCACUUUAUGUGCCAGUGAAGUUCCAGGAUGUACCUGCUGAACACUCAAAUUGUCUAAUUGGAGACUUUGAAUCUUCAGCUUCCAAAAAGCACCGAGUGCGCUUUAGUAACAUCAUGGAGGUGCGUCAGCUACCCUCUACUCAAGCUCUGGAGGCCAAGUUGUCCCGCAUGUCCUACCCAGCUGCCAAGGACCACGAAGCCAUGUUGCGCACAGUGGGCAAGCUAACCAUCACUGAUGUGGCCAAAAUCAGCUUCUUCUUCUGCUUUGUGUGGUUCCUGGCUAACCUGUCCUACCAGGAAGCCCUGUCCGACGUGCAGGUUGCUAUUGUCAACAUUCUGUCAUCCACCUCAGGCCUGUUUACGCUCAUCUUAGCAGCCAUAUUUCCCAGCAAUAGCAGCGACCGUUUCACCUUGUCCAAACUGCUAGCUGUGGCUCUGAGCAUGGGAGGCGUGGCCCUUGUGAGUUUCUCCAGCAUGGACAACCCUGAUGAGAAAGGCCUCAUAGGUUCUUUGUGGUCGCUGGCUGGGGCGAUACUUUACGCAGUCUACAUUGUGAUGAUCAAGAGACGAGUGGAUCGGGAGGAUAAGCUUGACAUUCCCAUGUUCUUUGGGUUUGUGGGUCUGUUUAACCUGCUGCUUCUGUGGCCGGGUUUCCUCCUACUUCACUACACGGGCUUCGAGGCCUUUGAACUUCCCAGCCAGCUAGUGUGGACUUACAUCCUCAUUAAUGGCCUCAUCGGAACCGUACUCUCUGAAUUCCUUUGGCUCUGGGGCUGCUUCCUCACAUCAUCUCUAAUUGGAACUCUGGCAUUGAGCCUCACUAUCCCACUCUCUAUUAUGGCAGAUAUUUGUAUGCAGAAGGUACGUUUCUCGUGGCUGUUUUUUGCCGGGGCAGUCCCUGUCUUCCUCUCCUUCUUCAUCGCUACGCUUUUAUGCCACUACAACAACUGGGACCCUGUCCUAGUGGGGCUGAGGAGAGUAUACGCCUUUAUUUGCAGGAAACAUCGCAUUCAGAGACUGCCGGAAGACAGCGAGCAGUGUGAAAGCCUUAUUCCUCUACACACUGUCUCCCCAAACGAAGGAAACUUCUGUUCGUGAUCCAACAGAAAAACACAAUGUGGUGAAUGUGGAUCUCGCUGAGCUGACAAUCUGGAAGCUUUCAGAGACAUUGAACUACCCCAGUGCCUCCUAUUAAAACUAUUUAUUUUCUACAGCGUUGAGAUGACCCAGCCAUUUCUACAGGCUCCUUUUUAUUUUCACAUGUCAGUCAGAUCGAGAUUCAGAUUUCACUCUUUUGAAAGUUGCUGUGUUAAAAGAAACUUUAUGCUUCUCAAGGUGCUGGACAUUAUCAGUGAUUACUAUAGUGUCAUGUGAGCAAAUGAAACGGUACAUGUUGAACUUCUCAAAUCAGGGGAAAAGAGUUCCCAUCACUAUUUUAGUCACGACAAUGUUCUGUACUGGACAUUGUUAUGUUUGUCUGUAGGCCUUUUUUUUUUUUUUUAAACCUUGCUGCUUGGAAGUGUAUGUGUGGAGCAGACACAAUGUAUUUUCAUGUAUGGCCAUUUGCACCCUCAGAGAGCUAACCUAGUAUUUCCCGACGGUUUUAGUAUCACCAAGGCAGCAUAGUAGUGAAGCACCUCCUUGAAUUAUAUACUUUACUGCAGCACUGUUUCUAAUUUCAACACCUGGAUCUGUAGAAGUUAGUGUAGUUUGGAGCGUCAACUUCUCUGCCAUGCAGAUUUCUAGGGACUAUCUGGGAUUCUUGCUAUUCAAAUCAGCCAUGUGAUGCUUUUCAUAUGACCAGUCAAAGCACAAAGCACAAGUACAUAAGUAUUAGGACAGUGACACAUUUUUUUUUUUUUUUUUUUGUCCUUCUGGCUCUGAGCUUCAACACAUUCAAUUUGAUAUAAAACAACAGAUACUACAUUUAAGUGCCAAGUCUCAGCUUUAAUCUGGGUGGGUUUACAUCAUUAUAGAAAGAAUUGUGUGGGAGAUAGAGCCUUUUUAUCACACAGUGUCCAAAUUGUAGGGGUUCAAAAGUAGCUGGAUAGAUACACUUUUGAAGUCAAACAAAAUCAUCAUAUUUCAUAUUUUGGUGGAAAAUCCUUUACAGUCAAUGACUGGUUGAAAACUGACCCACAGACAUCAGAAGACACUUUGUAUCUUCCCUAGUGAUGCUCUCCCAGAGCUUCACUGCAGCCUCCAUCAGCUCUUGCUGUUGUCAUGGGGUCUCUCUGCCUUUAGUCUGGUCUUCAUCAAGUGGACUGCUACUCAGUCAGGCUGAGAUCAGGUGACUGACUCGGGGAGUCGAAGAUAUUCCACCUCUUCACCCUGAAAAAGCUCUGUGGUUGCUUUGGCCGUAUGUUUAGGAUCGCUGUAGGAUGAAAUGUCGUCCAAUGAGUUUUGAUGCAUUUGACCGAAUCUGAGCUCACAGAAUGCUCCUGGUUGAUUUUUGUUUCAUCAGCCCAUAGAACUUUGUUCAGGAACUCUACCCAUUUCCUUUGUGUGUUUUUGUGAACUGCAGCCUGGUUUUUGAGGUUUACCAGGGGUUUGUAUCUUGUGGUGAAUCCUCUGAGGUUCUGGUCAUCAAGUCUUCUCAUGAUUGUUUACAAGGAAAUGCGUGUUCUUGACUUGCUGUGCAGUCAAAAAAGGGAUCAUCCACAAGAGUUGUGCUCCUUGGUCUACCAGCUUGUUUACUACUUUCAAAUUUUCCUGUACAGAUCUGCUUUUUUAGAAAGUACCCAACUGCUGAUUUUGGCAAACCAACUA